Molecule: messenger RNA, 2751 nt
Organism: Leishmania braziliensis MHOM/BR/75/M2904
Lineage: Eukaryota; Euglenozoa; Kinetoplastea; Trypanosomatida; Trypanosomatidae
Product: putative ubiqitin hydrolase
Exons: 1
Coding region: 1-2751 (916 amino acids)
Biological process (GO): protein deubiquitination
Molecular function (GO): cysteine-type deubiquitinase activity
Source: RefSeq, a predicted model, not a curated record
AUGUCCUCUACGACGUCGUCGCGGGGGCAGCCGCGCCACGAGCUGCUCAAGGAAGAGCCGAUGAUCUCCUUUGAAGUGGGACUCGACGAGGCGAUCGAGCUGCCGUGCGACGUGGGCACCGUCGCACCGACAGGCGCCGCGCUGAGCUCACUACAUUGGCGUAAACAGACCGUAACGCCGGUUGCAAGGACCACUCCAGAGGACAUGACGACGCAGAGUGGUAGCAGCACCGCGAGCCUCAGAGCCGCCGUGUGCGGCAACGGCAUGGGGCUCCCCAACACUACCAUGACCACUGGCGGCGUCACCUCUCCCGUCGCCACGUCGGCCAACACAGCUGCCACGACCUACAUGGCGGCGGCGCCGUCGCGAAAGGUAACGUGGAAAGACACCAGUGCGUCUCAGCGGCGUGCAGAGGCGCAGGCAAGCCGCGAAGAUGAUUUCAACCCGAUGGUACUAUGCCCGCUUCAGAACCUGGGCAACACGUGCUACUUCAACGCGGGUGUGCAGCUGCUCGUGAAUUGCCCUGCUCUCGUCUACGCAGUUCGUAACUCACCGUUUGCGCGGAGGAUGCAAAGCCACUCGGCCUUCAACGUCUACAACGUAUCAGUACCGGUGGCGACGGUGGCUGCAGCGGCAACGGCGAAGCUGUACCCGAAAGGGGGUGUCGCCACCCACGCACUCUUCCAGGAGUUUGCUGCCCUGCUCGCCCGCAUGGAGGUGGGAUGCUCAGCCGGUGAGAGGGCGAUCUCGCCCAUCCGUGCGCUCGACUCCCUCGCCAGCGUGCAUCCGCAGUUUGAGGGUAGAAGCCAGCAAGAUGCAUCAGAGAUGAUGACGUCGCUGCUGACCAGCUUGGAGGAGGAAGGCGGCCAGUACGUCGAGCUGGCUCAGCUCCUGCAGUCGUUUGAAGAGGACGCCGCGGCACUGCAGCAGGACGCGCCAGCAGCGAGGUUUGUCACGACUGUCAACCCGCCUUUUUCGGGAGCUGGGCCCUCAUCUCCCUCAGAGCAGCACCAGCGCUACUACAGCGAUCCCUACAGUGUCGAUGAGUACCCCCUGUCGUCGCGGCACCCCUCUAGAACAGACGCCAUCCUCCCGGGUCCGCGCAGCGCGCACUUCCUCGCUGUUUUGCGACUGAUGGAGCAGGUGAAUCGUGAGAAUGAGGUACUUGAGCAGCGUGUGAAGCACCGGCAAGGCAAGCCCUACACUGGCUCUUUCAAGCCGCCGCGACUACACUUCAACCCGCUGCUGGACAGUUUCCGGGGGUACACACUAUCGCAGGUGGAGUGCCACAACUGCCGCGCAGUGUCGCGCGUGGUGAGCGCCUUCAACGGGUUGAUGCUGGAUGUGCCGACAGCAAAGCAGCGACGGCGCUAUGCGAUGGCUCACCCGAACGUGCCGCGCCGCGCUGACUGGGAGGAGCAACUGCAGCACGUGAAGAAGCCCUUUCGUCUGAGCUGGUGGAAUCCCUUCUCCCUGUGCGCGGCGGCGUGGCAGCACCUGAAGCGGCUCCUCCAGGACCCGUUCCCGCUCCCGCUGUGGCUGGACGAGUGCCUCGAUAUUCAUUUCGAGCCGGAGUUGCUGCGCGGGUGUAACAAGUACCGCUGCGAGACCUGCGGCACCACCAGCGAAGCCACCAAGUCGGAAACACUCCUGGCCCUACCCGAAUACUUGCUCAUCCACAUGAAGCGCUUCGAAGUCGGCCGCUUCUUCAACAGCAAGAAGACGGACUCGGUUUUUUUCCCUGCCUCAUGGCGGUCUCUGACGGAAGCGCAGGCAGCGGCGUUGCUCAACGGGAGAAGCGAGACGCGGUCACCGCUGCCGGAGUACCUCGACCUGCGGCGCUACCUGCACAGCAGCGUCGCACCGUUCGCUGAGCCCAUCCCACCCUGCCUGUUGAACACCGUUACCGAGCCCUACCAACAGCAGCACGCGAGCGAAAGCCGUACCAGAAGCCCCACCAGCUCCAUCGCAACCACCUACACGCUAGACGGCAUUGUCAACCACCACGGCGGCUACGACAGCGGCCAUUACACCGUCUUCCUCUACAAAGCGACGGAGGAGCGGCAGGCGUGGGUGUACAUUAGCGACGAUGAGGUUGUGCAGGCGGAGGAUGUGGUGGCGACAGACACCGAGUACGUCCUGUUAUACCGCCGUCAACCCCUCGUGCAGGUGGCACCAGAGUCGGACGAGGCGGAACAGCUGCGCCGAAAGGCGUGCUACUACCUCUCUUCCUCCUCCUCUCCCUACCUUACCGCCUACGCAGCAGCAAACGUGGCAAGCCCAGCGAUCAGCAAGUCACAUAGCACGACCUCCGCCUCUUCCUACUUGACGGACUCCGCGGCUGGCGGGCUACCUUCCGCGACAGCAGUGGCGACCGCCCCGUGGGUGUACAUCUCGCGCAUGUGGCUUCAGCGCGUCGCCUUCAUGCAUGACCCGGGCCCGAUUGUGAAUCGUCUGUGCUACUGCCGCCCAGAGGAUCAGGGGCGGGUGAGCAUGUAUCAGACCAUCUUUCCAGCGACAGUGAAGGUGCCGGCGGAGGUGCCCCACGUCCACGGCCCGCCGGUGGACUGGUUCUACGUGCCCAUCACAGAGAAGGACUACGCCAUUUUCUACAACGCGUUUGGCGGCAACGUAGCCGUAACGGCCAACGAAUACGAGACCCUGCGCGCGAUGCAGGAGAAGUUCUGCGCUGACAUCGACGCAGCGGAGCGGCAGCGAAGCGGCGCAGCUCGCCGUGCUUCCCAGCGCUGA